This is a messenger RNA of Pseudo-nitzschia multistriata, 2385 nucleotides long. The record is from the annotation of a GenBank genome assembly. NCBI's taxonomy places the organism in Eukaryota, Bacillariophyta, Bacillariophyceae, Bacillariales, Bacillariaceae.
GCAUAGAAAUGAGUACUGUGGUUUUUGCUUCUUCAAUUUAAUGUCCUGAAUGCGCUAGUACUUGACAGUCUGAAAGUUAGCACUGAAGGCAUCCCCUUCUUCCUCUUUUUUAGAUCCUCCCUUCUUCCUUUUUUAGGCAUGUACAAGACUGAAUGAAGAAUAUUGUUARUAGGCCUAUGUGAUACAGUAAAUUUAACAUUUUGUACGUUAAAUAAACAUUGGAAACUUUCCAACAUUUAGGAUGUUAAGGUAAGAUUGGGAAUGGCCUGUGAAACGUACAAGUUUAACUUGAGUAAAAAACAGCUAAAAUUAAUGCAYGAUUUUGGGCCAACCACUAGUAGUAGUGUAACUUUGGCAGAAUAGUUUUAAGCCACCAGAGCAUCCUCCUUAAGGUUCUCAAUGACACCAUGGAUCUCUAGUAAAUAAUUGUAUCAACUUGGACUGGGCGCUUAGUCUGGGUGUCUAAAGUUGGUUUUUGAUAAAGACCUGGCCUUUUUUCUAACCAGCAGUSGGUCUUGUAAACMAGCMAAUUUUGGCCAUACCUGGUGUUAGUGGAGAAUCGUCCCCCCUCACCCCCCCCUGGCCCCUAAUCGUGUAACAAUGAGGACCUAUUCCCAACACUAUUAGUAGGAAACUUUUCCCCAAAGAACAGCUGCUCUCAGGCCAUACUGGAGCAGUUCCUCUAAACGUCCUAUUACACUGUUUGCGGUCAAAAAGUGACCAAAAACUAGUAGACCUAUGUAUGAUCAGUACUAAAAUACUGGGCCCAAAAUUAACCAUGAUGCUACUACUUGUAAUAAUUUUUGGUGUUCGAGUAGAAUGCCUUUUUGACGURGCAUUUUACUCCGAUUAAACUCGUAGUUUCAAUUGAUCCGCAACGCGUACCGUAGUAGAAAUUAAGUUUCAGUAAAGUUUCGGCUGGUACGCGUACGAGUAAGUUAGGUACGAGUACUAUUAUGGUUCCGUACGUACGUACCGGSACUCGAAAUUCUAAAUUUCUCCUCGUUUUCAAAUUUUCUUCUGCUCAGAUACUUUUUGUUUUUGUGAGGUGACGUAACAAGAGAUUUGAAAAUUCAAAUCGAUAUCCUCUUCGUGCCGAAUCUUUACAUCCUAUUUUUCAACAUCGUCUGAAACAGACAAGUUGAAACAGGAGCCGUAACAAUCAUAAAAGGAAGGGGAUAACCCGAGACGCCAAAUACUUCAAAAUGAUGGYAGCUUUCAAAUACGCAACCAUUCAGAUGGUUUUAUUACUCGCAAUUGCUGGAACGAGAGUGGUCACAUAUGCAGAGAUCAAUUCACCCAUUGGCACAUUGCCUGCCAUGUCAUACAAUCAGCAAUCGAAACAAACAGAAAAUCUCMCGAUCACCCCAUUCGUGAGUCAAGACCAGAACAUCAUUAAAAAGGCAAGAACAAUCCCUUUUCUGCGCGGACCACAGCUUCUAGAGACGGUUUUAUCCAUCCGGGGUGGCAAAAUAGUGAAAAAGUCAUUACGGCCAUCGGUAUCCAAUUCUAUCGCYUCGUCGGAGCAGAAACUUGCUAAAAUUAAGAAAGGAAUGCUCUUGACAUCAAUAUCAAUCAUCAUCUAUGGAUUGUUUCGUACGCAGGAGACAUGGCUUGCCUUGUUCGAUAAGGAAAAACUGCAGGCUUCGGUUGUACAAACGCUWGAAAAUUUGAACGAUCUCCCCUUUCUGUAUUCGCGUUCUUUCUAUACCAUAGCUAUGGCAUUAUGGGAGACGUUGGGUAUGUCUACAAUUCCGGUAGAAACUGCAGCAGGAAUGGUCUUCGGACGGUCCGCAUUUUACUGGAGCGGGCUCGGGAAAGUUAUGGGCGCAUGUUUAGCAUUUGGAUUGGGACGUGGCGCCUUGUCCGGAAUGGUGGACGCUAAAUUGUCGUCGAACACGUUUUUGAAUUUGGUACAAAGCCAAACAAAGGAUAACCCUUUGUUAGUGACAGUUCUUAUCAAACUAAGCUGCUUUCCAGAAACCGUGAAGAACUUUGGUUCUUCCAUGCUGAAACCAAUCCAGUGGUGGAUGUUUGUUUCGGCAACCCUCGUCCAUGGAUUGACUUUCACGGCACUUUGGACAUAUCUGGGAGUCGAUACGGCAGCACGACUGAAGGAUACAGCAGGUUUGUUGCCACCAGAUCAGCUAUUGAAAACGUUACUAUCACUAGCACUCAUCAAUGGAAUUGYUGUAUCGCCACUAGCAAUGGCGUAUUGGAUUCGGGCUUUGAAGCAAAAGCAACAAACGAGUCAAAAAUCGACCAAGAAAAUCAAAAAGUAGUAYACUAUGGAAUCCAAUGCAACGAAAUAAGCAAAUAGCACAAUACAAUAGACCAUUGUUACUAGUACGUACUUCUAGUUCAGAAUGAAUACAACUACAAUCA